CAUCAAUUCAAAAUCAGUCGGUAAUAUUAUAUUGUUGUGCGAUGUGAUAAAUGAUAAUUAUUUGCUUCAAGUUGUAUUUUCUAAAUAUUUUUAUUUUCCUUUAAAUUGUAUUAUUUAUAACAUGAGGUGAUUAAUUAUUUUUAAUAUUGUCCAUUAUAUUGCGUUCUAAAAUAUGUGAUAUUUUCAGUAAUAGUUAAUAGAGAACGCUCUAACGAAGUAGGUAUAAACAAAGCCGGACGAUUUGCAAAAAAAUAAAUUCUUGCCGACAUAUAGAGCGAAAAUCAAUAUAUUCACGCGUUCGGUUUAGGUAAUCUUUAAGACGACUAUAAAUAAUUUCGUGUCGAUAACGUACCUCAUAUAGUUAGAGCCUAAAUUAGUAUUUUUAAGGCCCGGGACAAAAGUUGGCCUAUUAUUAUAAAUUGAAUUAUAAUCAGUAAAUAUAACCAGUCAAUGAAAUGUAAAUUGAAAAUUUGUUCUAAAUGAAAAGUAAAACAAUGUACUAACUAAUCAAAUAAAUUGCAAAGAUAUGAAACAGAUUUUUUUGUCUUCUUAUAAUGGUCACUUAUCCAUAGCGCAUAUUUCAGUUAUUUUCAGUGUUAUAAAAUCCGAGCGCUGCCGAUGAUAUUAUUUGUUUAACAGGCUAGUAAUGAAUACAAUUACAAUAAUAUAAUAUUAUAUAAUGAUAAUAUUAUAUUUCAUUUUAACCUUUCUAUAAUAUCAAUAGUUAUAUUCGAAUGAUAAAUCGGUAGGUCCAAACAAGCGUUAUACAACAAAAUUGUUUGUUACCUUUAAUGCAAAUUUGUAAAACGAUUUUAAACUAAUGUACCAGCAAUAUGGUUUUUAAAAUCAUUUAGAAUCGUAUCUUCUAAGACCGUGACCCGUAACAUUCGUUAUAAAAACAGGUUGGGUAACGAGCUUAGUAUAUAGGCUUAUCGUAGUCAGAUUGUUUUGGCUGCUCUUUCAACAGUUUGAUGAAUCCAAAAUACCUGUUUAACGUUACAAUAAUCGACUCGUUUGUCGUAAAAGCCUAACUAGUAAGUUUAUAAAAUUCCAUCAGUGCUAUACAAACAAUUAUAAUUACUGUGCUUCAACUGUUCAGCCGAUCGUCGACUUCAAAUAAUUUCGUAGAAAAAUGGAGUUGCCAAUAAACUCGCGUAUUGAUGAGUUUAACUACGGGAUUAAAUCCACCUUGGCGCAGGUAAGCAAAAUAUAAUUUAAAUGGUGGCAUUUAGAGGGGGGGAGAUGUAGGAGUGAUAGUGCAGUUUCACUCACGAGGGUUCGUCUAAGAAUGCAAAAGAUCGCAACCACAUUAGCCAACGAAAACCAAAUUAAAAUCAAUAAACUACAAUAUAUACUACAAAGUGUUUUUUUUUUUAAUCAGGAACUAGUAAUUUUCUCGAAGGAUUAAGUUUUUAAGUGAAUUUGAUUUCUGCUUUUUUUUUUUAAUCAUUACUCAUAGAAUCGUUUAAGCUUUAUAUUAAAACCAUUAUGAUUAUUUACCACUAUUCCAUAUACUUUAAAUAAAUAUGUACUUUUAUUUUUUAAAAUCUAACUCCCCUUUUGGAACAACGAUUUAAAUAGAGAAUAUUUUUUUAGAAAUGUUGAUAUCCAUAACACUAAUAUCAGAUUUACCGUUUGUGUGUUAUAAUCGCUUAAAGUUUUGAAUUGAAGAAAUAGGGGAAUGUUAUAAAAUUAAAUUUACGAUUUAAAAAUAAAUAUACAAUUUAUUAACCUUCCCUACCCCUCCGGUCUCAAUUUUAAACUGUUAUUGCACUUAAACGGUAAAUUUGAUGUUAGUGUAUAUCAAAUUUUUUAGAAAUAUAUUCUCUAUACUGAUCUGUGUUCAAAAAGGGAAUUCUUAUUUGAAAAAUAAAUUUAUAUACUUAUUUAAGGGUAUAUGGAGUGAACACAAGUGGUUGAAUGGUUUAAAUGAUUUUAAACUAAAGCUUAAACGAUUUUAUGAGUGAACCACCAUUCUCCCCAAACUAAAAAGUGGAAUAUCUCGUCAACGGAUUGACGGAAAUCAACAAUUUCACCACCAAAAUUUAUUUUCACUACUACUCCAUCCAAUUAUGGAAUUUUUAAUAUAUGUUGCCAUUUGAAAAUCAAAAGUACGAAUUGGUUUUCCAAAAUAAGGGUAACAAAAACUAACAUAAAUAUAAAAUUGUAGAGCAGCUUGUUUCUUAUAUAUUCUAGAAAAUAAAUUUCGGAAAAAGUUUUCCGAGAUAACGAUUAUUUUACGAUAGAAAUGAUCACCUUGUAUUUUACUAAGCAAUUUCUGAAGUAUGGUAAUACUAAGAAUUGGUAAGCAUUAAAUCUAUAAUAAUACGUCAUAAAUUUAGAAAAACUAUUUCAUUAAUACAUUAUUAAUUUAUUAUUAUUUUUGUUUACACAAAAGCCACAGAUUCACAGCCCUGCUAGAAAGGUUUCAACCGAACCGUUAGGUUUUAGUUAAAGUUAAUGAAUAAUGGGAUCAAAAACCAAAAUAAUGUUUUCAAUAUAAUUUCAUUCAGGAACUUUUCUAGUUUAUUUCCAAAACAUCAAAAUCAAAUCAUAAUGUUUUGAAAGACAUUGUAUUUUAUUAUAACAUUUUUGUCCUCAGUUCCGCAAGUGAUGGUUUUAUGAUUGAUUUUGUUCAGACAACAUAAUAUGGAAUUUUAAGAUAAUUAAAAAUAUUAAUAUUACACAUUUUAUGAUAGUUGUAAUGAAAUAUAAGUUAAAUAUUUUAAGGGGAUGCAUAGUUAAACUUUCAAGUGCGUUAUUUUCGAAUCCUUCUUUUGCAGGUAUUGGCGCUAUCGACAUCAUAUCUUUUAACAAUGAAACUGGGAAUCGAUCAGAUGACGCCUUCGAUAAUCAUUGGGGCUGUGACCGACAGUCGUAAUAAUAAUAACAACUCACUGUCCAAAAUAUCAGAAGAACAAUCGUCCUGGAUCGGUAAGCUGAAAACUUGCAACAUCAAUAAAAACAAACAUUUGAUACAUUUUUAACACCUAUUGUGUUUAAUAUAUACGAAUUGUAUAAUUUUUCCGGGGAUAUGCAUCUACCCCGAACCAGUGUUCGGGGCUUAAUUUUUAAAUCAUCUAGAUCAUCUAAAUCAUCAUUAUGCUUUUACUCAUGAGUCAUGACCUAACCUAACGCGUACGGGUACCGAAUUAUUUCCAAGUUUUUUUAUUUCGAUAACGACUCGAAACGGUGUUUACAGGAAGUAUAUUGUACUUGUUCCCGCCAGUGGGCAGCGUCUUUGCGUCACUAGUGCAAGACAGACUGGGACACCGGACAUGUAUGAUACUGGCGAACGUCACGCACCUGCUGUCAAUUGCAAUCCUGUUGUUCGCUGACACCCCGAAGUUACUGUACGCCGUCACGGGCCUGAUGGGUUUCAACGUGGGCUUCAUCAACAGCGUCACGAUUUCCUAUUGCGGCGAAGUGUGCGACCCGAAGCUCCGCGGACUCUUGUUGUCUGUCUGCAGCCUGUUUUACUUUGCCGGUUACCUGUUCAUAACCACGUCGUACGCUAUAACAGCCGACUGGAAACUGUCGGUGCUAUUCACCGUAGCCAUACCGGUCGUCAACGCCGGUUUAUUGUUCCAGGUGAGCACGUCCAGGGAAUUACUUAAAGUUACGGGAAUUCACUGAUUCACUCCGAGUACCUCGUUACGACCGCUUGGGGUUUGCCGUCUUCUCGAAAAAGUAUCUAACGGGCGACAUGGUUACCGGGUUGCCUUCGUUCAACGUUUCAAUUAGCCUUCUCAACAGAACACUUAUUUCACCCGUGCAACUGUGUCGAGGGUAUUUAGUUUAAGUAUUUACGUAUUCCAUGUAAAACGUGAAUUACAUGAUUUAUGUUCACGUGAUCCGUAAUUGAAAUUCUUUUUAAACACCUAAUACCUACUAUUUUGUACAUUACCUAUAACAGGUGAUCCGUUUAAUUGGGUACACUCAUUAUCUCAGAAAGUAGUACAUUUUUUCGGAAUUUGUUUUUUGGAACAUUUAAGAAACAAGUUGCUUUUUAAUUUUAUAUUUAUUUUAUUUUUUGUAACCCUCAUUUUUGGGGGCAAAAUCAUUACCUACUUUUGAUUUUCAAAUGGCAACCUAUAUUAAAAAUUCCAUAAAUAGAUAAAGUAUUAGUUAAAAUAAAUUUGAUUGUUGAAAUUGUUUAUUUCUGUAAAGUCGUUGACGAGAUAUUCCACUUUUAAAUUUAGAUUGGAGAAGAGUUGUAGUAGUGCAUUAAUAACACACCGCGCGCCGUACCGCCACACAAAUAACACUCCACUAAUCUCUUCCAACCCAAACUUAAAGGUGGAUUAUCUCGCUAAUGGAUCAAUGGAAAUAAAAAAUGUCAACAUUAAAAUUUAUUUUAACUGAUGCUCCAUCGAUUUAUUGAAUUUUUAAUAUAGGUUGCCAUAUGAAAAUCAAAAGUAGGUAAUGGUUUUACUCCCAAAAAUAAGGGUGAAAAAAAAUAACAUAAAUAUAAAAUUGUAGAGCAGCUUGUUUCUUAAAUUACAGUAUAAACCUUCAACAGAAGUGGACGUAUUUUUUAGCGGCGUGUCACUUAUCGCAUGUUUGUUGUGUCUACUGAUUUAACUUAUCUUUUGAUUACCCGAUCAAUCUAACGGUCUGAACGUGUCCUAUAUUUACUAAUCGUUGUCAUAUGAUUGCGUACUUGCUGAUAGUGUGCAUUUGUGGUUGCAUUCUGUUUAUUUUUUUACUUUCACUUUUUCCUUUAUCUAGUUGCCUACUUCUCGUUGAGCACGGCAUCCCCUUCAUAUGUAAAUUAACUAUUUGUCUGCAUUUUUCGUCCUAUGCCAAGCACUUGUGCCAUUGCCAUCGUACCCAAUUUGAAAGUACUAAGUUUGUUACGUGUGAUGCUUGUUGAUAGUCCUUUUAUUCGGACUGUGGAGCAUUUUUCAGCUCGCUUUCUGCUCAUUCGCCUUAAAUAAACUCGGUAUGCUACCCGUGUAGUCGGUCAAAGAGUGUUGCCCACCCAUCCAAAGCUAUGUUUCCUUCAACCUCCAACUGUUCGUCAACCACUUCUCCCAAAAACGCUUAUAUUAUGACUGCAAUCACAAGUUUCCAGAAGUUGCAAGUCGAUAUCAUUAGUUCGUACAAUAAAUUUAGCAAUUUGCAAACUAAAGAAUCUUCAUAGCUUCGUUGAACCUUAUUAAUUCUUUCUUCUCAAAUCACCGAUCUAAAGCAGGAAAAUGCAUGGCUUCAUGAAGAGCUAUCUGUUUUUAGGAAUAGAGUCGAUAUAAUUUAAAGUAGCACAAAUGUUUCAGUCCUUCAUUCACAGUCUAGCCUCCUUGCUCAGGUAAUGGCUGAAACUUUCGAUCGUGAACGCUGCGCGAAGAAUGUUGUUAUUCGUGGUCUACCUGUGUGUAACUCCGCUAUCCAAUCUGAUAGAAUCUCUGCUGAUGAAAUCAUAUUAUAUGAUCUAUUUACAACACUGAAUAUUCCCUGCUAUAUUAUUCUAAAUUACUAAGGGUGGAUAAUGUAGCUUCCGGUGCUUGUCUCGUCAACGUCAUUUUCAACUCUAGUGAAGACGUGACUAAAGUACUGCACGCUGUAACUGGGUAAAACUAGUAAAAAUAAUAUUAUAAUAUGUCACCAUUAAUAUGUUCAACAAAAGUAAGGCAUAUUUUAAUAAUUUAUAACUAAAAAAAAAAAAAUAUAUAAUACUAAAAUUGGGAAUUAAAAUAAAGUGAUUUAAUAGACUCCCGAUUCGCCAAUGUGGUUGUUGUCAAAAAAUAGAAAAGAGGAGGCUAAACAAACGUUUAAAAAACUCAGAGGCGGCGCAAGUGAAGAAAAUUGCAUUAAGGAAUUUCAAGACAUGAUUCUUUAUACAUCUAAAAUGGACUUGAUCGAUUCUCCAACAAGUAACUGAUUAAUAAUUUACUACUGAUUAAAAGAAGUAUUUUUAUAAAUAAUAAUUCAUAUAGCGAAUGUUUUACAAUAUAUAAUAUUUACAGAGGAAACAAAAAGUAAUUCACUUAGUGACUCGUUUUACAAUUUUAUUGAACCUGAAACACUGAAACCUUUUCAAAUGCUCGUGAUUAUAACAUUUUUUAACAAUGUACUUUCUGGUCAACCGUUCGUUCCAUAUUUGAUGUCUGUGUUCGAUACGUUUAAAACACCUUUGCAUUCGGCUUGGUCCAUGGUUAGUAUGUAGUAUUUAGUAUGCGAAUUAUUUUAAACACAAUUUUUUAUAGUUAAAUGUUUUGAUAAGUUCACUAGAAAUAAUAUUUUAAUUUUGAUCACAGACGAUAAACAUGACAUGCGGUGUCUUGGGCAACGUGGUAACCAUAAUCGUUAUAAGCAGAAUUGGAAAGAGAACUUUGACGUUGAGCACGAUGGCCUCCAGUAUAGUGUGCUACACGUGCAUCGGGAUCGUCGGACGUUUUUGGUCCCCGUCUCUGAUCUCCUCGUGGAUUCAACUUGUUUUGUUCUUCGUAUCGUCGUUUUUCUCGUCGAUGGGCUUCGUACCCGUAAUGUGGAUCCUUUACGGCGAACUGUACCCGAUGAAGUAAAUACACAGACGAGAAAUGUACAAUUUAUAUUAUUUACUAAUUUGACGCAUUUUUUAGAACCAAAAACAUGGGAGCUGGUAUCAGUUCGGCUAUGUUCUUCAUCACGUGUUUUUUAAUGACCAAGUUCUAUCGGAAUUUUGAGACGUUGGUUGGUUUCUAUAACACGUUUAUUAUAUUUGGCGUUUUGGGCGUGGUCGGAUUUAUUUAUAUUUAUUAUAAACUACCGGAAACCGAGAACAAAACGCUGAACGAAAUAUCCGCAAACUUCAAAAGGAAAAGUACAAAAAUCAAUAUUCAAAGGACCUGAUUCCAGUCAUUUUUGUUCAUAUAAAAUUAGCAUUACUUAUAAAUAACUUAUUUUUUUACCGAACUUGUAUUCGUUAUUUUAUUGUAGCUUAUGUCUUCGUACGGAUCGUAGACGACUAAUUUACUAGCGAUCAAUUCAGUACUUGACAAUUUCUUGUAAUUUAAAUUUUUUCUCUCUAAUGUACCAACGAAACAUGAUUUGAUAACUAAAGCGUCCCCUGAAGUUUAUAGUUGGAAUAAGAUUUUUGGUCGAAAUCGCUUUCUCAAACACAGUGUUGGCACGUGCAGGUGCGAAGGUGCGAUCAUAUACUCCCAUAGGCGCAACUAGGAUGCGUACUACGGGGUCUAUAACAUCCCAAAAAACUUGAUAAGCUCUUUCACAAUAACAACUAAAUAUUUUAUACAUGUAUUUAAUAAGUAAUAUAAACAGAACAAAGUAUAGAUUACCUACAAAUAGUGAAUGUGUGUAUGAAAAAUAAUGUUAAAAUAGUUAUGAUUACUUUGUAUAUACCUACACAAAUGUAAAUGGAAUGUAUAGUUGCUUGUUAUAAGAAUAGUUUAAAGGGAAUUGUGGGAGCAUAGCUGCCAUGGGCUUUUGAUGUGUUCAUAAUUUAAACCCCCUAAAUUUGUAAGUAUAAUUAUGCCUAUGCGUACUCCCUAUGUAAAAUUAAAACUAUAAUGUAAUUUACGAUAAUUAUCAAUUUAUUAUACUUGUUAUAGUAAACAAUAUAAUCAUUAUAGUUUUUAUUUCAUUCAAAAUAGUCUUAAGGAUAUUGUAAUGCAAAAUGAUAAUAUUUGAAUACAAGUUCCAUCCCAGUCAGACAUUCCCAACACAAGAAGAGUUCAGUCUAAACCUUGUAAUUUUUGUUAUAAAUUGAUUAAUGGUAAUAUUGUUUUACGUUAUGUACAUCGCGACAUCGUGUUGUGUUGGAAUAGUUUAUUUCGUGUAUUUAAAGUUCAGUC
This is a messenger RNA of Cinara cedri, 7793 nucleotides long. Lineage: Eukaryota; Metazoa; Arthropoda; Insecta; Hemiptera; Aphididae. The record is from the annotation of a GenBank genome assembly.